Messenger RNA from Spinacia oleracea (spinach), 2376 nucleotides. RefSeq names its product pentatricopeptide repeat-containing protein At4g22760. Gene Ontology annotation, biological process: RNA modification. The record is from RefSeq and is a predicted model, not a curated record. The coding region runs from base 378 to 2099 and encodes 573 amino acids. Gene Ontology annotation, molecular function: RNA binding; protein binding. Lineage: Eukaryota; Viridiplantae; Streptophyta; Magnoliopsida; Caryophyllales; Amaranthaceae. The transcript has 2 exons.
GAAUGAUGGACCACGGCCCGUUUUCUUGACGGCCCAGUAAGUACUUUACCAAAGAUCAAUUGAUUGCGGAUCAGCGUCAAAAGUCAUGCCCAAAUGUUGUCGUCGGCCGCUCCAACCUCCGUCAACUGCCAUCUCAGACUUACACCUUGCUAAUACUCUGCAUGUCUUAUUGCAGUUUGUGGAUCUUUCAAUUGUCUUAAUGUCACCAGAUAGAGGAAUUUAACAGAAUGCAGAACUGCUAAAGCUUCUUUUGUUAUGUGAGAAGUGUGAGCAUGAUGGUGGCAUGGAACCGGGAUUGUCCUAGAUUUUCGAAAAUGUAAAUUCAGAGGUUGGAUUCUCUAUAGAGAAAAUUGUAGUUUCCGGGUACUAUUGCCUGUAUGCCUCUAUCACAAGUGAGUACAAUAUUGAGCAAGUGUUUAACAGUAAACCACGCUAAACAAAUCCAUGCUCAGCUUGUUGUUAACAGUCUUGGUGACGUUGAGGCUGAAUUGGUUUGCCAACUAGCUGCAUCUCUCCGCAGUUUUACUCCAGCUGAUGUUCGCUAUGUUCAAACUAUCCUGCGAUACCUUCAACAUCCGGACUGCUUUUCUUGGUCUUGUGUUAUACGUUCCUUGGCUCAACAUGGACAAUUCAAAGAGGCAUUUUCUCUUCACGUUCAAAUGCAAAGGCUGGGAAUUCAUCCGAGCACAUUUUCUCUCUCGUCUUCUUUGAGAUCAUGUGCUCGUAUCCCUUUUAAGAUUGGAGGCGUAUCCAUUCAUGCACAGGUCCACAAAUAUGAAAUCCUUAAAAGUGUCUAUGUGCAAACAGCUCUUCUGGAUUUUUAUUCUAAACUGGGUGAUAUGAAGGCUGCAAAGAAGGUCUUUGAUGAGAUAGACCAAAAGAAUGUGGUUUCUUGGAAUUCGCUGUUGGCAGGUUAUUUGAAAUAUAAAGAUUUGUCAAUGGCAAAACAGCUGCUUGACCAGAUGCCGUUCAAAGAUAUUGUUUCUUGGAACUCGAUGCUUUCUGGCUAUGCAAGAUCGGGAGAUAUGGAUAAGGCAUAUUUCUUAUUCCAGCAGAUGCCUGAUAAAAAUUUAGCCUCUUGGAAUGCCAUGGUAAGUGGGUACGUGGAAUGUGGAAAGAUAGACAUGGCACGGAGAUUUUUUGAUGCCAUGCCUCAGAGAAACAGCAUUUCUUGGAUAAGUAUAAUUUCCGGUUACUCAAAAUGUGGGGAUGUUGAUGCUGCUCAGAACCUUUUUAUCGAUAUGCCAAAGAAAGACGUGCGGUUAUUCAAUGCAAUGAUUGCUUGCUAUGCUCAAAAUAGCCGACCAAAGGAAGCAAUUCAGUUGUUCAAUGACAUUCUAGAGAGAAAGUUGAUUGAUCAACCUGACAAAAUGACUUUGGCUAGUGUUUUAUCCGCUUGUUCUCAGUUAGGAGAUUUGGAUCGCGGCUCUUGGAUAGAGUCGUAUAUGAGAAGACUUGGCAUUGAAGUGGACGAUCAUUUGGCUACAGCACUAUUAGACUUGUAUGCCAAGUGUGGAAGUAUUGACAAAGCUUACGAGUUGUUCCAUGGCCUAGCUAAGAAAGAUCUAGUUAGUUAUACUGCUAUGAUAGUAGGAUGUGGGAUAAACGGCAAGUCUCAUGAUGCUAUCAAGUUAUUUGAAGAGAUGUUAGAUGUCAAUAUUUCCCCAAAUUUGGUCACAUUUACUGGGAUUUUGACUGCCUAUAACCAUGCUGGUCUCGUUGAAGAAGGCUAUCGGUGCUUUAAUUUGAUGAGUAAGUUCGGGGUGAUGCCUUCUGCUGAUCAUUAUGGAAUCAUGGUUGACCUUCUGGGAAGGGCUGGAAGAGUAGAAGAAGCAUAUGAACUGAUUAAGAGCAUGCCAAUUCUACCUCAUUCUGGAGUUUGGGGUGCGCUGCUUCUUGCGUGCAGAUUACACAACAAUGUUGAGCUUGCAGAAAUUGCAGCACAACACUGCUUCAACUUAGAAAAUGAUAAAGCUGGCUAUUCCUCGCUUCUUGCCAAUAUUUAUGCGUCGAAUGAUAGGUGGGACGAUGUUAAUAAAAUGAAGAAGAAAUUGAACCGUGUGGGAUCAGCACGGAUUCCUGGUUCUAGUUGGGUAUAAAUUCGCAUAGAAGAAUAGAGAUCGUCAAACAUGGAGUUGGCAUCUAAACAUUUGCAGCAAGGAACAUUCUUAUGCAGUUUUUGCUUGACAAGGGAGUAUUCUUCAGGUAUGUAACAUCUAAAUGUACAGUUUCAGAGGCUUGAUUUCAGUAACCACUAGCAUACUGUAUGUCUCUAUUAACAUGGAUUUCUGUUUUAGGAUAGAACCUUAAUUAGACUUACAAAUGGUCGAACUCUUUUUCCCCUUUUAUCUUCAUGAAUAUUGAUUUGUUUCAUCA